Penaeus monodon (black tiger shrimp) is the source of this 3292-nucleotide messenger RNA. RefSeq lists its product as uncharacterized. The coding region runs from base 152 to 3292 and encodes 1046 amino acids. The record is from RefSeq and is a predicted model, not a curated record. Lineage: Eukaryota; Metazoa; Arthropoda; Malacostraca; Decapoda; Penaeidae. Gene Ontology annotation, molecular function: protein binding. The transcript is spliced from 24 exons.
UAUCCGUUGCUUAAAGAUAAAGCACCGGAAACAUAGAGAGUUCAUUUUCUGUCGGUCUUACAAGUGGUAGUAGCCUCUUGGUCCUUAGCCUAGUUGACAGAGAUCCUUUCCUGCAGAGGACGACGACAAAGGGGCUUCCGAACACGCCGAGAUGGGGUUGGGAAUCUGCUCCGUUGUCCUCGCACUGUCAAUCACCAGGGUCUCUUCGUCAGUGUGUCCCACAUUUAGGAACCUCCAUGCAGAUAACUUAAUGUGCGAGUCAAAUUGCCUGGACCCUUCCAAAGGCAAAGUGUAUGGUACCCUUGACUAUCAUGAGGAUUCCCACGUGUGCCUGGCGGCUCUCCACGCUUGGGCCAUCAGCGAUAAGGGAGGCUCGGUCAGUGUCAAGAGGUCAGAGCAGGUCAUCCGAGAUUUCCACGGCACUGUCAGGAAUAGGAUUGUGUCUGAGAAAAGGAUGGGCGCCAAUUCACGGCCGUAUACUGUUCGAGGACCGGGCGGCGUCACAGAAGAAGAUAUCCUUCCCGACGUCCUUCUCGUUCACGAUUCCUACGCAGACACGAACCUCCACGUCACCUGCUUCUCCCAGGACCCCGGGUAUGAUCUGGAGACCAGCCUCGUGCGCUGGGAUUACAGCAAGAACAUGGAUCACAGCAGAGCGAACACGCAGCCGAAAAGAGUUGCCUUUACCUACGACGACGGCCCAAAUUACCACGCCUUCAUCUGCCAGGGGAAACGCCCACCUACAGACGUCUUGGCUGUUGUCCAGUUCCGCCAGAACACGAAUGGAUACCACAAUCCCACAUAUCAAGCUCCAGCCGCUACCUUCCGCGCGAGCCGAGGAGAGACGCUGAAAAUCUCCCUCAGUAAGACGGACGGGAUGCCCUCUCAUGUGUUCUUGAAGAAAUUCCCCAAGAGCUGGGGAACCGACACCCCCAACUGGACCCUCCCCUUGACCUUCCGCUCCGUGCAGCCUCACCACAAGGCCAUUUACAAUGCUGGUAAUUCGCAGGAGGGGAAAAUUGACAAGAUUCACUCCCAAGGAGCAUAUUUCGAAAUUAUGGUCAGAGACUGCCCCGCCCAGAAGUACGGUUCAGACUGUUCAAAGGACUGUCCCGUUUGCCACAAUGGCGGUCUCUGUCACUCGCACACUGGUACUUGUGUCUGUCCUCCAGGCUACCAUGGAACCACCUGCCAGCAUGCAUGUCUACCUGGACGGUUUGGAGCAUUUUGCCAGCUGACAUGUCGCACCGAUGUGAUUGGUUUCGAAGUUCGUGAGAGAGAGAAAUGCUCAGGACUGACCUUCUGCGUGCCCGCUCCUUACGGCUGUUCCUGCGCCCCUGGUUACAGCGGGCCGUUCUGUACUGAAGAAUGCGGCGCCGGGACUUACGGAGUCAACUGCCAAUGGCGCUGCGAUGGCUGUGCCGCCGGUUGCCAUCCUGUCACUGGCACAUGCAGCAGAUGUGCGUCAGGGUCAUCAUGCAUCGCCCGACCACCUGCACCUUCGGACCUCAGAGUUGUGGUCGGUGGCAACAGCCUGAACGUCACCUGGCGAGAGAUUGGCGACCACGAUGCUGUCUACUUCGUCACCUACCAUGCGGUGAGUUGCGCAGUACUCAACAAGCAAGAGGCAGAGAAGCAUGAGGUUUCGUCGACGGCCAGAGUGGACCUGAAAGACCUAAAAUCUUUCACUCGUUAUAACGUGUGCGUGGUGGCCAGCGUCGGGCCGCACGGGGGGCACAGCCAGCCUGCCUGCAUCCAGCCUUUCACAGCUCCUCGUGUGUCCCAUUUCACGUGCACCGGCUACACCGACACAGCCACUUGUUAUGUCACCCUGGCUGGAACCUGCGCGCAAACUUCGGGCACAGACUUCAAUAUCACCGUCACUCUGGAAACUUACCUGUCGUGUAACCAAUCAACGAUCGCCCACCGCGCCGUCUUUCCAAACAGAUCAGGAGCAAGAAAGGAGGUAUCCCUGAACGUCAUGCCAGGUCAAAUGUACAAUGCAUCUAUCGUCAUCACCACUGCAGCCAACCAGAUUGUGGCUGAGGAACGUAGUGCCUUUGUAACACGUCCUGGUAAUCCGACGCCCGUGCGAGACCUGACCGCCGGCCUGGUGUGUCCCAAGCAAGUCCAGCUGUUCUGGAAUGACCCUUGUCCCAUCAACGGCCAGAUCCAGUAUUUCUACAUCUUGCCGUCGCAUGAAUCAGUGUUUGUUAAUGAUUGCCCGUCCUCUUCAGCCUACCAGCGGUGCCACACAGUAAAAGGCUUGGAACUGAAUAAGUCCUUUCAAUUCGAGGUGUACGUAUAUAACAAUAUAGGGAGGAUCUCUGCGUCUGUUAGCGCUUCUACAGUGGAGACUCAACCCGGACCGUCCCACGCUGUUACCGAGUCAAGGAAUCCACGGGACCUGACGCUCGCUGUUGAAAUACCAACCCAGGCCGGCGGUGUCUUGCUCAACUGUUCGCUGUCUGUGCAAGGUACCGAUCACAAGUGCACUAAAGAUUUCAAUAGAGAGCUUUCUGCUGACGCCUGUCCACCUCCCAUCAACCGGAACUCUACAAUCUGUCCGAAGUUCACGGGACUAACGGAGGGCAAGCUGUACAUGGUGGAGACCUGGUGCUGUAAUUCCAAGUACUGUGGCGCAAGGACCCUCAGUCAGGUAGCCACCACCCCUUCGCCACCCACAUUGUCUGCAGCGCCUACUGUCAUGGAGUCGAGUAAUACGACCAUCACCCUCGCUCUCCCUACCCUGACACGUCGCGGAGAUGGAAACAGUUCAAUGGCCGUGGUGGUUCAGCGCACGCAAGAUGACGGUGGCGAGACCGGAGGCGAAGAGGGAGAAAACCUGAAGGCAUCCGCUAUCUCUCUGUUGGAGAAGGCACUGCACAGGCACAUCAUCACCCAAAAUGAAGCCAGUAAUAACAGGAGAAGACGUAGUGAUGUCAUGUAUUACUCGGACACGUGGGAGGAGUGCCGGGAACCCCUGCGCAUUGCCGCUGUACUGACGGAGGAUGACUCCGUUUUCGUUAUUGGGGAUGGCCAGCGUUACAACGGAUUCCUAAAUUGCCCUUUGGAAUCUGAGAAAUCUUUUAGAAUUGGCGUCCUUGCAAGAAACGGGCUUCUGGGUGAGAUACAGUACGACUGGCGAGAGAUACCGGGGGCGGUGCAGGCGAGGGAGUGGAAACCACCUAACUCUCUCUUGGCCGUUCUGAUCCCUAUCCUCGUGGUCCUCGUGUUGCUUGUCGCCUUGGUGGCUUUCGUUAUGUACCGGAACCCAGACCUGAAAUUCUAA